Molecule: messenger RNA, 653 nt
Organism: Racocetra fulgida
Lineage: Eukaryota; Fungi; Glomeromycota; Glomeromycetes; Diversisporales; Gigasporaceae
Source: the annotation of a GenBank genome assembly
AUUAUAAAUCAGUUGAUGAAGAGCUUAAUAAUCAUAUUUGGGUAGAUGAAGAAAUUGAUGAAAAAGCCAAUAUUGCGGAUAGACCUACUUAUAAUUAUGAUAAUUCUGGAAGAACAUUAAAACAAAAAAAAGCUGAUCUAAAAAAAGCAGCACAAAAUAUAAAAUCUAUUACUUCCUACUUAUCUUUAACCAAUUCUUUAAGGUUUAAUGUUGCUUUAACAUCUACUUAUAAAUUUUUAGCUGUAGAUGCAGCAGUGCAAUUAAUGAAGAAAGAUUUUGUUAAUGAGGCUGUAGAUACAAUAGUGAUUGAUGAGGAUGGAGAUAUAAUAAUGGUUGAUAAUGCUGUAGAUUCAAUAGUAAAAUCAGUGGAAAUAAAUGUGAAUGAUGAUAAAGCCUGUAUGAAACGAGCAAUUGAGAAAUUAGACAAUAUGCUAGAAAAAGACAGUAAACAAAUUAAUAAAGGAACUAAGGUUCGUUUACAAGCUGCAUUGCAAUAUUUGUGUUUGAGAUAUCAAGAAGUUUUUUUACCUAUGAUGGCUGAAUUAGAACCUCUUCUUAUUGAAUAUAAUGAGAAUGAUUUAAUAUUAGUUAAAAAAAAUCUUCCUCUUAAUCAAAAACCACAUUGUGAACAAAAAUUAUGUUCAAAGGGAUGA